Molecule: messenger RNA, 735 nt
Organism: Trematosphaeria pertusa
Lineage: Eukaryota; Fungi; Ascomycota; Dothideomycetes; Pleosporales; Trematosphaeriaceae
Exons: 2
Coding region: 118-588 (156 amino acids)
Source: RefSeq, a predicted model, not a curated record
AUUGGGGCUUCGAAAUGGUCAGCGCAACUAUCUGUCUCCGCAUUACCAACUUACAUCGACGUUCCCGAAGGCACCUGCAAGGCAUAGGAAUCUGGCCAUCUCGAAAGCUUGGUUAAGAUGCUGUGGCGUGUUCUCCGCGGUGAUGUGGCUCGAAUGUCAAACCGACUGCUUCUUUUCUGCACCUUCCUGCUGCGGUGGCUCCGGGUUAAAUUGUUGGGCUUCACUACAUCCCCCCAACCCUGCCGUGUCUACUCGAUGCACAAGAGCCCAUCCCGUACGAGCCUCUCAUCUACACGCGCGUCCGGGUCUGGAGUAAAGUUCUAUGUCUCCCAUAUCGCCGUGCAACAUAAGCAAUGGGGGCCUGGAUGUCUCUCCACCUCAACGUGUCUCCAACAUGCCACGAUAGGCCGCUAUGCAGGAUGUCAAACUAGGCUUCCGAAGGCUCCGCGGAUGUUUGGACUCAUGUGCGUUUGCAAUAUAGUAUUAGCCACGCGUUCCACCAUGGGCUCUCCGUGGGCCAGUCUAUGCUAUCGCAAGUUCCAAAGAGGUAUCUGCAGGAUGGUGAGGCUCAUGCAAGCUUCUAGAUGAUCAUCAAGUUGAUUGGAGAGCGGGGAAAUACCUUUCACGGCUAAUAGGUAAAUGGAUCGACUCUUAUCUUUCCGUUACUUCGAUAUGAAUUGCCCGUUUUUUUAGGGCACGUCCUGCAGAGAGUCUCUCAUCGGGUUUUGAAGGUUA